GGUAACUAUAGGACGUAUGGAUAUUGUAUUCUGAAUGACAAUUGGGCGUUACAUGGUCGAAUGUUACUAUAUAAACUGAUAGAUUGGAUAUAUUUUCAAUCAGUGUAUCGUUCAACCGUGGUGGACACGCGAUAACCAUACAAGCUAUCAUAAACAUACCUAUAAGCAAGCAAAACAGCGUAAUCAAAAUGAAAUUCCAGGUAAGAAAUAAUUAUAUGCUUGCGUCUUCUAGUAUUUAUUGGUAGACACGUCGCGGUAUUUCAACGUUCUUAUAAUUGAAUUUUCUCAUACGAAACACAAUGGCAUAGCCAUAUAGGUGUAGGUAGAAUAUUUGUCGACGGUAAAUACAUAAUAAUUUUUCAUAAAUCUCCUCGGGUACCGGGCAGGGUAGGUAUAGGUUAUACGAGUAGUUAUCGUAAAUGCGAUUCGGUGGGUGUCAGGGGUGCCUGGCAUUUCCGGAUUUUAUAUUGGCGCCCAAAUUUAUAUUCGUUUCGUUUACAUUUAUUCAGUUGACGUAAAUCUGACACCACCGACAAAGAUCAAUUACAUAUAUCUAUACAGUAUUGAACGAUAAAAUUUCCAAAAUGAUCUUACGUCUACUGUGAAUAUAGAUAUUAUUGGUUCCCUACGUUUUUCAUUCUACGCCUCGCGUAGGUUUUCAAAAAUCUCACCCUCUCCCAUUUCAGUAUAUGGGCCCUGAUCAGUACUGGGUGUAUUACAGUGUUAUCCGAAUGACUAAUAACUCUGUCAGUAGUCAUUUAUUUUUUUUCGAAAUCGGGUUUUGUGUCGUGGGACACAAAUGUAGAGAGAAAUUAAAUUUUUAUUUUCGUCCCUCAAUCGCUGAAAAAGAAUAAUUUUGUUUUUCACAUUUUACAAUUUUCAAAAUAUACAAUUUGUAAAAUAUAUCAUUCUAUAAACGUUAAUGUAUCAUACAUUCAAAUGCAUGAAUAUGUGAAAAACGAGUUAUUCACGUUAUGUAAUUACGAAUCAUAAUCGUAAUACAAGGGAAUCGUGGUAAAUCCCAUUCCUAUAUAGAUUAUAGAUAUUUUAUUAAAGAUAUCUGCGUAAGUAUAAUGACUUAGAUGAUUUUAAUCGUGUACCUACAUUGAUAAUAUUAAAAUUUAAUUCAAACGUAUACCCACGUAAAUAGUCGAGAAAAGAACCGAAGAGGACGAAGAAAAAAAAUGCGACUGUAAGGAAGGAUUUGGCAGAUUUGAAUGUAAAUUACAUUUUUGUUUUUUCUAUAUUUUAUUUUUAGACAAACAUAAAUUAGCUAUUUGACAAUUUUGAAUUUUAUUCCGGAGAUUUAUAAAUAUUAUAUUAUAUAUUACAAUUUAUUUCGUAAGUAAACAUUAUUCUAUAUUCACGAUUUUUUAACCUUUGUUUCCAAAAAGUUCUUACCGAAAGCAAGACAUUUUUUUGAAAAAGUAGGUAAAACAUAUCAUUUUUGUUUAUCAACAAAUUGUGCAGAAAUGCCUGAUAUCAUAACACAGUAUCAAAAACAACGUGAAAACUGUAAUUUAUUUUUUAUAUUAAUUUAAGUGACCCGAUAACAAAAUAUAUUGGUAAAAUAAAAAUUCAAAUGUACUUACCUCACAUUUAUAUCUGCCCUAUUAUUCCCUACGCCAUUCAUAUGGUAUCAUAAAUAUUCGGCUGGUCGUGGAGAAACAGUAUUUCGUAGCCACCUUGUGAAUGGAAUUUUGAAGUGUCGAAUAGGCGACAAAUUAUUAUUAUAAUCCUAGAUCGAGUGCCAUAUUUCGACGCGGAACAUUUGAAAAAGAAAUUGUGUUAGGAAAAUGAAAAAAUGAGUUUACGGAGUUAGGGACAAGGACAACAAAUAGAACUACAAUUUUUAAGGUUUUUGAAAGUAUAACGAAUAACUAAAUGUUAAAGUAUUUAUUAUUUUAUUAAUACUUAUUUUAGGCACAUAUUUUAAUAGUGUGUAGACAUAGGUACCUGGAAUUUUAAAAAUCUGAAAAUUGUAAACAUUAGAUAAGAGGAAAAAAAAACCGUAAGGUUGUAAUUGUAAGAUGUAUAAAUUGUGAGACUUUGUGGACAUUAACGAUCGGACCCUUGAGGCUUUGAGCGAAAUUAGGUUUGUGUUGAAGUAUAAUUUAAAAUGCAUAAUAUUAUGCGCUUUUACAGGUAUCAUUCGCUCUGCUCGUCGUCAGCGCGUGCUUCGUCUCUGCGUACACUGCCGAACAGCCAAAGCAGUCAUCUCAAUCAGUCAGCUCGGCCGGAGACCGUAGCAAACGCGGUUUAUACGCUUCUCCAUAUUUGGCUAGCCCGUACGUCGCUUCACCGUACGCCGCUUCACCGUUCGCCGCUUCACCGUACGCCGUUUCGCCGUACGCCGCUUCGCCGUACGUCGCUUCACCGUACGUCGCUUCGUCGUACGUCGCUUCUCGUCAUCCGCACGGCGCGGUCUCUUCGUACGCCACUUACCCGUACGUCGCCAAGACUUUUGCCUCUCCGUACGCUUACUACCCGUGAGAUGAACACCACCACUACGAUAAAUACGGUCAUUUGAUUGCGCUCGAGUUACCACGCCCCGAAAUGUCGACAGCGCUGCGAACACUAUUAUUGACACUACGUUGUUUAUUUUAUGUUUAAAAUUACCUAAUGAAAUAAUCAUAAUCUCGAUAAAUAAAUUUAUAUGUUACGGUAAUAUGCUAUUAGAUGCGCAUUUUUUUAAUUAGUCGUGCGUAGCAAAUUGUUUAAAUAAUUCAAUAUUGAUUACCUAAUGCAAAUAUUAUCGUAUAACAAUUAUGAUAUUAAUUUGGUUCGCCGCUAUCGUUUAUAACUUGAUAAUAAGUGAACGAAAAUUAACAAUGUACAUACUAAAAUGCACGCAAUUGAACGUUUUUUUUUUUAAAAUGUCGUAAUAGCCAAAUGAAAUCUAUUUAUAAUUAUAGUGAUACAUAACUAUAACUAUAUAGCGUUAAAUUUCUACGUGUGUUAACAACUUUAAUAAGAGUAAAAGUUGUAAUAAUAAAUUAAUUAUUAAUAGUUACCUGAAUUUUCUCGUUUACCAUAAAAAUAUGCAAGUCGACGGUGAUCAGCGGCGUAGGAAGACUCGCUAGCGCCCCCGGCAAACUGGUCAAACGGUCGGUCGCGGACGAUUUCAAAGUCGGACAUGCUAGAAUUUAUUUUUAGGCCAAGCGUACGAAAACAUGGACAUAUUAUCUAUAUUAUUUAUUUAUUACCUAAACUGUUUAGUUAUUAUUUUUAUGCACGAGAAUUAAUCUUGGUGAUAAAUAACAAUAAUGUCGAUACAUUGUGUAUAAUUUUUAAUAUUUUAUUUGGUUCCGUAUGUCAAAUGUUUGUCGUUCACGUGUUCAUUUCUAGUUCAGUAAUCUAAAGUUUCGUUAAUUUCGUUAAUUCGAAAGGACGUUAGAAAAAAAAAAAAAAAAAAAAAAAACAACGACACAGGGCGCUAAAAACGUAAAUACCUCUUUGCGGACUGUUAUUGAUUAAUCGAUAUAAUAUUAUAUUGUUGCGUGCGCCGAAAACACUCGAAAGCUCGCCAAGAUAAUUCGUGCAAACGUAAGAAAUUCGAAAAUUA
Cinara cedri is the source of this 3565-nucleotide messenger RNA. Lineage: Eukaryota; Metazoa; Arthropoda; Insecta; Hemiptera; Aphididae. The record is from the annotation of a GenBank genome assembly.